Mesorhabditis spiculigera is the source of this 1005-nucleotide messenger RNA. NCBI's taxonomy places the organism in Eukaryota, Metazoa, Nematoda, Chromadorea, Rhabditida, Rhabditidae. The record is from the annotation of a GenBank genome assembly.
AUGUUUGAAAACACGCUCAUCAACAUCUUCUACCACACGCUGGGAUGUUUGGGGACUGUCGUGUCGUUAUUCUGGAUGUAUCUGAUCGUCAAGAAGUCGCCUGUCGAGAUGAAGCUGUUCAAAUGGGUGCUUUUCAGAUUGGCGCUGUGCGAUGAGUGCUUUUCCCUCGGUAUGGCCGUCCUGCUACUUCCGGAGCUCUGCUUCCCGGUCCCAGCUGGCGCGGUUCACGGGAUUGCUGGUUAUUUUGGAGACCUUGGGGCGAAACUGGCGGUGAGCUUCGUCUUCUUCUCCGGCGUCAACAUCUUCACCGCGAUCAAUGGGGCCUUGUUGCUCGGCUACGUCUACAACCCCUGGAUAAGUAUUCCAUUUGUGUUAAUAGGAAACACUGGGAUGGCGUUACCAUUAUCAGUGACAUUUUGGUUGUCACUAGCUGAUCGGAAGAUCCUUAUCUCGCAAUUCAACAACACCAAGGAGUACGAGUAUAUCCGGUACGCAGUCGGCAACGAUAUACCGCUUCUAUCAAUUGUAAAAGGGGAGCAUGUACUGGAAGCGUAUCUUUUUGCCGCGAUGGUGGCUGUCGGGAUUUUCGCUAUGUAUUUUGCUAAUUUUCUAUCGGCUGCGCAGCUUUGGUACAAACUCCAGGGCGUCAAGUCAAGCCUCUCCGAAAAGACGUUUAAAGCCCAUCAGCAAAUGCUAAUGAUGAUCGUGGCGCAGAAUAUCUACCCGCUCUUCGGGAUCAUGAUCCCGGUCCUGACAUUCGUUGUCAGCUACGCAAUCGACCAGUUGACGCUCGUAUCGAACGCAUUUUAUAAGCACACCUUCUUGGUCUUGCUGCUCAUCUACCCGUUGAUCAGCUUCUGCUGCUGCGUGGCGUUCAUGAAGCCGUACCGCGACUUUUGCUUCCCAUGUUUUGCCGCAAAGGUCGAGGACUCAAGGGAACCAACCCGGUCCGAUACCGACGAUGCGAUUCGCCGGAUCGAGGAGCGCCGCGGAAACUUUUUGGAU